CUACUAGGGACCUAAGAAAGCGAACAAACCUCUUGUCUGCCGUCUUGCACAGAUCUAACUUACUUAGAAGAAUGGAAUCUCACUCGAAAUGCAGCCUGAAGAAGCACCACAGCGAAGAGUCGAGCUCCAAGAUGCCCGAGGGAGUGGACAUGGAGAUCUCCUGCCACCCUCUGACCAUGAAGCAUGUGGUCAACCUGGUCAUCGCCAUGGAGAGGUUCAAGGGCAGCAAGCUGGAGUCAGCGCUCAGCUCCGAGUUUGACGACGAAAACUUUCUCAACGUGAUGUUGGACAGCAUUGUGGAAGAGGAAAUUGUAAUCGAGCUGACCUCGGAGCCGCCAACGCAGAGUGACUACAGCAAGACUCUGGAGUUUGACUGCAGUCUUACUGACGGCCAGCAGAAGGAGUGGGUGCAGAUGCAAAACAGCAUGGAGCUCCUCGGUGUGAUGCUGCAGGGCGGGAGCAAUCACCAUGCAGUCCAGAUACGCAUGGCGACCUACCGGCACCUACCGACUGACACCAACGCCCAGCCUGUGGCCUUGGGCAUCAAGAACUCUUCCUUCUUCCUGUCCUGCUCUGAGGAAGGUGGCAAGCCCACCCUGCAUCUGGAGACUGUCGCAAACAAAGAUGACUUGAAGAAGAUCAGCAAGGACAGCGACAUGGUGCGCUUCCUCUUCUACAGACAUGACCAAGGCCUUGACAUCAGCACCUUCAGGUCUGUCCGCUUCCCCACCUGGUUCAUCAGCACAGCCAAGACCAACAACCAGCCAGUGGACAUGUGCGAGCAGACCGCGAACCGCAACAUCACCUUCACCGUCCAGAGUUAAAGACGGCCUGCUUAAGUCUGUCUCAGGUCAGGUGUG
Molecule: messenger RNA, 860 nt
Organism: Myripristis murdjan (pinecone soldierfish)
Lineage: Eukaryota; Metazoa; Chordata; Actinopteri; Holocentriformes; Holocentridae
Product: interleukin-1 beta-like
Exons: 6
Coding region: 72-824 (250 amino acids)
Biological process (GO): macrophage chemotaxis; cellular response to lipopolysaccharide; immune response
Molecular function (GO): cytokine activity
Source: RefSeq, a predicted model, not a curated record